AUGCUGUCCCCUCUCGUGGCUGGAGGCGUUGUGUUUCCCGGACUCUUCCUCCUCUCCAAGAACACGCUCCGGCGACUGCCCCAGCUGCGCUGGGAAGAGGCUGACGCCGUCAUUGUCUCGGCCAGGUUGGUGUCUUCGGUUCAGGCCAUCAUGGCCUCCACCGCUGGCUAUAUCGUCUCCUCAUCCUGCAAACACAUCAUCGAUGACCAACACUGGCUGACCUCCGCCUACACCCAGUUUGCGGUGCCCUAUUUCAUCUACGACAUCUAUGCCAUGUUCCUCUGUCACUGGCACAAGCGUCAGGUCAAAGGGCACGGCAGGGAUGAUGGGGGAACCAGCCCCCCGGGUAGUACAUGGGCUGUGGCCCUCGGCUACCUGCACAAGGAAUUCCUCAUGGUGCUGCACCACGCCGUUAUGGUGCUGGUCUGCUUCCCUUUGUCUGUGGUAUGGCGGCAGGGUAAAGGGGACUUCUUCUUGGGCUGUAUGCUGAUGGCUGAAGUCAGCACACCCUUCGUCUGCCUAGGCAAGAUCCUCAUCCAGUACAAGCAACAACACACACUGCUGCACAAGGUAAACGGGACACUGAUGCUGCUGAGCUUCCUCUGCUGCCGCGUGCUGCUCUUCCCUUACUUGUACUGGGCCUACGGGCGGCACGCGGGACUGCCGCUGCUGGCCGUGCCCCUGGCCAUCCCUGCCCAUGUCAACCUGGGUGCUGCCCUGCUCCUGGCCCCGCAGCUCUACUGGUUCUUCCUCAUCUGCCGUGGGGCCUGCCGCCUAUUCCGGCCCCGUGGGGCCGUGACUCCGUCGCCUCGGCCUCCGCCGGGACUACACAACGGGCCCCGGGACUGAGGGGCGGGAUGGGGGAGCGGGGGGCCUGACCCCGCAGGGGCCGGGCCCCGGGACUGACGGGCAGGGAUGGGCAUCUCUCUCCCAAUAGGCAGAAGGGUGGACGAAGGAGGAGGAGGAUGGCAGGGCAGAAGUGGGAAUUGGCAGAUGGAGGCUGUCUUCCCUACCGAGCCUGGGCCUGAGAGGGCGAGGACAGAGGCUUGGGAUGGGGCGACUCUCCUCUCCUUGCAGGCACUGGGAGAAAAAAGGAGAGGAAAGCAGAGAGGCCGACCACUCCCUUCCUCCCAUCCACAAUUCACCGGGACCCCGUGGGUGAGGCCUACAGGAGGGUGAUGCCCUACUCUAAAGCCUUCUUGGAGUAGGAGAGAUUCAGGGAGAGAGAGAGGGAGACAGAGGCUCUAGACGAUCAGGGAGGAAUAAAUUGGGGAGGCCCCUCUCCCCUCAGCCAAGGAGACCCUCGCUUCCCCUCUCCUUAGGUGAAAACUAGGUAGGCGGCCCCAAUCUGGCCUCUCCCCUGGGGAGGGUGGCCCCGAUCGAUAGGUGUGUCCCACGCGUGCAGAGGGUGGGCUGCCCCCUGAAUCGACCACCCAAGGGGAGUGGUCCUACCUCUCUCCCUCCCUCCCCCGCCCCAGGGAUUUUCUUUAUUCCCCAAGUUUUUAUUAAUUUAUUGGGGGAUGGGGACAUAUGCUCCCCCUCUGCCCUCCCCAAGCCCUUCUAGUGCUGACCACGGCCUCUGGGGAGGAGGCGAGCCUCCUCCCUACCUCUGCAGGCUGCAAAGCUUGACCUCAGACCUCCUUCCCUCCCCCCAGCCCCUGGUGCUACAAUCCUUCUCCCCCUCCCCUUCUUCCACCCCAGGGUCAGGGGCAAGGGGAACCCUGGUGCAAGGGCCGGGCCUCCUCCUCCUCCUCCUCCUCCUCCCCGGCUCCACCGCUAAUAAAGACGAGAUC
Messenger RNA from Tachyglossus aculeatus (Australian echidna), 1793 nucleotides. It is a transcript of the gene TLCD3B, whose product is annotated as TLC domain containing 3B. The transcript is spliced from 5 exons. The record is from RefSeq and is a predicted model, not a curated record. Gene Ontology annotation, cellular component: endoplasmic reticulum; membrane. The coding region runs from base 1 to 849 and encodes 282 amino acids. Gene Ontology annotation, biological process: ceramide biosynthetic process; lipid homeostasis. NCBI's taxonomy places the organism in Eukaryota, Metazoa, Chordata, Mammalia, Monotremata, Tachyglossidae. Gene Ontology annotation, molecular function: sphingosine N-acyltransferase activity.